This is a messenger RNA of Sinocyclocheilus rhinocerous, 375 nucleotides long. RefSeq names its product proline-rich protein 15-like. NCBI's taxonomy places the organism in Eukaryota, Metazoa, Chordata, Actinopteri, Cypriniformes, Cyprinidae. The transcript has a single exon. The record is from RefSeq and is a predicted model, not a curated record. The coding region runs from base 1 to 375 and encodes 124 amino acids.
AUGACUGAGAAAACAGCUCCCUGGUGGAGGUCUUUCGUGGGCAAGAGGAGAAAGGCAGCCAGAGAAUCUGCGGCGACACUGGAACAGGACCUCCGUAAUCAGGCUUCAGCAGGGUCCACACAGCAUCCCUCCGCUGAGCCGGACCAACGGCUCACUUCACCGACACGCCCAGCGAAAGAAGAGGGCAACUGCUUACCGAGCGACGAAACAUAUGACGACUCCGCUGUUCAGCCAACAUUCAACGAGAGCUCCAAUCGCCGCAAUCUCACCGUGUCCCGCUCCGGACGCUUCAAAGAGAAACGGAAGACGCGCGUCAGUCUUCCACAGAACCACGGAGAUGAUGGGAAAUCAGCCGACGUCCAGUCAACCCGCUGA